This is a messenger RNA of Eubalaena glacialis (North Atlantic right whale), 2491 nucleotides long. RefSeq names its product trypsin like peroxisomal matrix peptidase 1 (gene TYSND1). The record is from RefSeq and is a predicted model, not a curated record. The coding region runs from base 136 to 1842 and encodes 568 amino acids. Gene Ontology annotation, molecular function: serine-type endopeptidase activity. Gene Ontology annotation, cellular component: peroxisome. The transcript is spliced from 4 exons. Lineage: Eukaryota; Metazoa; Chordata; Mammalia; Artiodactyla; Balaenidae. Gene Ontology annotation, biological process: protein processing; regulation of fatty acid beta-oxidation.
GGAAGACCUGGGAUAGUGUCUGCGCCUCUCGCUGCCAGCUUUGGGUGGCGCUACGUGGGGUCAGCUGGUGCUGGCCGCGCUCCUUGCUCGCUCGCUUGUUCCCCGGGAAGCCCCUGGUGUGCCGUCCCCGAGGCCAUGGGGCGGCAGUGGGGGCCAGCCAUGAGGGCGGCCGAGCAGGCGGGCUGCGUGGUGAGCGCCACCCGGGCCGGGCAGCCCGAGGCGGGCUCGUGGAGCUGCAGCGGGGUGAUCCUGAGCCGCCGCCUGGGCCUGGUGCUGUGCCACGGGGGCAUCUUCACCCCCUUCCUGAGGGCCGGCAGCGGGGCGCUGACCGCGGCCGGCGCCGCCUUCCUGCCCGGCGACAGUUGCGGCGACGACCUGCGCCUGCACGUGCAGUGGGGCCCAACGGCCGCGAGUCCGGCAGGCCGCGCGGAGCGGGGCCGCCCGGGGCUGUGCACGCCCCAGUGCGCCGGCCUGGAGCCCGGCCCGCCCGCCCGGUUCCGCGGGCGGCUGCUGCAGCCCCCCCGCCCCGCCGAGCUGCUGCUGCUGUUGAGCUGCCCGGCCUUCCGGGGCCACUUCGCGCGCCUCUUCGGCGGCGAGACGGCCAAGCAGUGGAGCUUCGCGAGCGCCGCACCGGACGACGAGGUGUCGGAGGAGGAGGAGGAAGACCAGCUGAGAGCGCUAGGCUGGUUCGCUCUGCUGCGCGUGCGGCCGGACCCGGAGAAGGAGGCGGAGGCGGAGGAGCGCGGGCCGGUAUUGGCCGUGGCGCCUCUCGGGGCUGUGCCCAAGGGUGAGCCGCUGCUGGCCUGCGGCUCCCCGUUCGGGGCCUUUUGCCCCGACAUCUUUCUCAACACGCUCAGCUGCGGCGUGCUCAGCAACUCGGCCGGCCCGCUGCUGCUCACCGACGCGCGCUGCCUGCCAGGCACCGAGGGCGGCGGCGUGUUCGAGGCGCGGCCCGCGGGGGCGCUGGUGGCGCUGGUGGCGGCGCCCCUCUGCUGGAAGGCCCGCGAGUGGGUGGGCCUCACGCUGCUCUGCGCCGCCGCCCCUCUCCUCUGCGCCGCCCGAGCGGCCCUCUGCCGCCUGCACCCCGGCGCCGCCGCCCUGGCCGCCUUCCUACCGCAUGAGAUGGGCGCCCCGUGGGGCCUGCCCCUCCGAGACCCCGGACCCCCCUGGGCAGCUGCGGCCGUGCUGGUGGAGUGCGGUUCCGUUUGGGGCUCCGGAGUGGCCGUGGCACCCCGCCUCGUGGUGACCUGCCGGCAUGUGGCCCCUCGGGAGGCGGCCAAGGUCCUGGUGCGCUCCACCACCCCCAAGAGUGCCGUAAUCUGGGGACAUGUGGUAUUUGCCACCCAGGAGACAUCUCCCUAUGAUAUAGCAGUGGUGAGCCUGGAGGAGGACCUAGAUGGUGUCCCUGUACCUGUGCCCGCUGAGCAUUUCCAUGAAGGCGAGGCUGUCAGUGUGGUGGGCUUCGGUGUCUUUGGCCAGGCCUGCGGGCCCUCGGUGACCUCAGGCAUCCUGUCAGCUGUGGUGCAGGUGGAUGACACACCAGUGAUGCUUCAGACCACGUGUGCUGUGCAUGGUGGCUCCAGUGGGGGACCUCUCUUCUCCACCUGCUCCGGGGACCUCCUGGGCAUCGUCGCCAGCAACACCCGGGACAAUAACACGGGGGCCACCUACCCCCACCUGAACUUCAGCAUUCCCAUCACGGUGCUCCAGCCGGCCCUGCAGCGGUACAGCCAGGCCGGCGACCUGGGCGGCCUCCGCCAGCUGGACCGCGCCCCCGAGCCGGUGAGGGUGGUGUGGCGGCUGCAGCGACCCCUGGCAGAGGCCCCACGGAGCAAGCUCUGAAGCUGUGGCACCCUUCUGGAGAGAAGAGCAACCAUCUGAUGCCAUGGGGAGUGUGGGGGCUGGUGGCCUGAGGACCCUGACACGGCACACCCCAGCCAGGCUACAUCCCCAUCACCACCCACCUUGCUCAGCUCUGGAGUCUGGACCAAGCUCCUCUUUAGCCCCCAUGGAUCUCUUACCUGGCAGCCCGUUUUGGGGUGCUUUCUCGAGCCGCCGCCUCUCUCUGCCCCCGACACUAGGCUCAAUUCUGUUCUUUUCCCUUCUGGGGAGCCCAGUACAACCGUACAACAGACAGAUCUGGUACUGACAGACAGAUGUUGGCUGGAAGGCAGGCCCGGCCAUGGGUCCCUGUCUCCUGACGGUCACUGGCCACCUGCAGCGGCGGCUUCCCUGGGCCUUGGCUCCUCUCUGCUCUCGGUCAGAAUGGGGCUGACAGAGCACUGGGGCUUCCUCAGAACACCUCAGCAGAGAGGCCCUGCUCUGAAGACCAGAGGCGGAAAGAAAAGAGCAUCUUCCUGUUCUGCUGGACCAGCAGUGGCGUCCCUGGAAGCCAGGACUCCCGGCUAUUCAUGUGUCAGGUGCCCUGACCUGCAGGGGCAUGCUGACACAGUGCCUUAAUCUUCUGGCCCGUAAAGUAGCUCUCAGGGGU